GAAGUCGGAGAAGGAAGUAAACAAUCAAAACAUCAGAGGAGGCUGCAGGUUGUAGUGUAGUUGUCGGGGAGCUGUACAGACGGCCAAGAGAGACUCCCCCGAAUGUCGCGGAAAGCGAAGGAGGAGUACCACAGGUUCUUCAGCGUGACAGAUCCACGUACUCAUGAGAAGGGGUACACAGAGUACAAAGUCACAGCCAGGUUUGUUUCAAAGAAGAGGCCAGAGGAUGCGAAAGAGGUGGUGGUGUGGAAGCGGUACUCGGAGCUGAAGAAGCUUCAUGGAGAGCUAUCCUACACACACCGCAACCUUUUCAGGAGGCUGGAAGAGUUUCCUUCCUUCCCUCGGUCUCAGGUCUUCGGGCGGUUUGAUGAAGCUGUGAUAGAAGAGCGACGAACAGCAGCAGAAGCCAUGCUUCUCUUCACCGUCAACAUCCCUGCCCUGUACAAUAGCCCACAGCUCAAGGACUUCUUCAGGGGUGGGGAAGUAAGAAGGCCACUGGACAGCACCCCUCCCCCAUCAUCCUCCCCCCUGCCGCCUCCUCUCAUACCUCUGCCUGAAGGAUUUUCAAACAAUGGUAUGGAAGAAGAAAAGGGGACUGAAGCAUCAUCCCCACAAGAUGGAGUUGGACUAGAUGAACCUGAGGCUGCAGUAGAGGCCUACAAUGAGAUGGAAGACAGCCCAACCUCCAUCACAGAGACUGGGGCAUCAGGAGAACCAGAAAACAACACUGACUCACCGCCCAGGGCAGCCAGCCCUGGUUCUGCUUGUGUCAGAAGGGACCAGACAGAGUCUCAGGAUGAGUUUGACUUGCUGUUUGACUCUGUAGCGGAGGGACUUCCAGAUGAACAGCCACCACCCCUUUCAGACUCUGAUCUCGCCAUCUUCGACCCCUGUGCCAAAGAAGAUCAGCCCGACGCGCCGCAUGACCACUCUGAGCUGAUGUCACUCCUAUUGGCCGACCCACAUAGCCCUGUAGGGCCGAGCGGGGAGGCGGGGUACCUGGCACAAGCAGCCAAUGAGCUGAAUGCAGCAGUGGAAGAAGAGAAGGGGGGGGAGUAUAGUGGCGCGAUACUGCGAUACAAGGCUGCUGUGGAUAUACUGAUCAAAGGAGUACAGGGCGACCCGGACCCACAGCGCCGGACGUCUGUGAAGAGGAGAACGGUGCAGUACCUCCAGCACGUAGAGGCGCUGCUCUCCCUGCAGGGUCCCACAGGCUCCAAGGACCAGGACACGUAGGUGGGGGCCCGCAAGCAGAUGCCCCCAUGUCCAAAGAGACUGUCUGUCACUCCUGCAAACCAAUGAGCACAAUGUAAAAAUAAACUCUAAGCAUUGGUAAUAAUUCCAGUUAGACUUAAUUUGGCUAACUUCCCAGUGAGCCCUGCAGCUCUAUAACUUUGAUUUGAUUCCUUCAAACUUAGUCUUGUUUGUUUUUUAGUUAUAUUUUCAGUGUAAGUAAUGUUUGUGUAUUGGCUCAUUUGAAAGAUUUUGUAGAAUAAAACAAUGUGUCUGAUU
Brienomyrus brachyistius is the source of this 1512-nucleotide messenger RNA. RefSeq names its product sorting nexin 15 (gene snx15). The record is from RefSeq and is a predicted model, not a curated record. Lineage: Eukaryota; Metazoa; Chordata; Actinopteri; Osteoglossiformes; Mormyridae. The transcript has 8 exons. Bases 103 to 1236 code for a protein of 377 amino acids. Gene Ontology annotation, molecular function: phosphatidylinositol binding.